GACAUACUCUGCGAGCGCUUGCUGAAGCCAGGGACCUCCGCUCGGUCUCUCCUGCCACGUACCGGCCGGAUUCUCUGUAUUCUAGCCUCGGCGGGGAGCUACAAUGAAGUUCAGUUCUGCUUUGAAGUUCAAUGCCGUGUCGGAGUGGUGGGACGAGUACAUUGCCUACGAUACCCUCAAGAAGUUCAUCUAUCAGCUGGAGAAGCAGCAACACGAUCUCGACCAGUCCUAUCACGACCUCGAAGCGCACGAGCGCACGUCCCUCGUCGGCGAGCGCACAUCCCACACCGACGAUCUCUUCAUCCCCCUCCUCGACCGCGAGCUGCGCAAGAUCGUCGCCUUCUAUGAGCAUCAGGAGCAGGAGCUCUUCCGCGACCUCGCCGAGCUCGAGGAGAUGGUGAAGCAGCAGGACGAGGAAGGCCUCCAGGGCGAUCACUAUGCGGACGACGCGUACGAGGGAGACGAGUCGGACGACGACGAUAGCCCGGUGCGCAGUCGCACGCGGAGCACAGGCAGGAGGCGCUCGACCUCGGGCGCGUAUCGCAGGCCGAACUUGUCGGUCACUGUCGGUCCUGCAGAAGCGAUACCCGAAGACGCACCCUUGUCCCCUCCGUUCGAUGCCCGCCGCUACAGCCACUCCUCCGAAGACCACGACCGCGGCCUCGAGGACAGUCUCAUCUCCCUCCCCGGCAAGUCCGGCGCGCUAGGAAAGGCCCGCACGCUCGCGAACCGCAUCGUCAACUUGAAGGAUAGCGUCACGUCUGCGGGCUCCGCGUCCGAGACGAUCUGGAACUCGCGCUCCAACUACGCGACCGACACGCGGCUGCUCUACAAGCGGCGCAUUACCGCGCUCUUCACGUCGUUUACGAGCCUGAAGUCUUACGUCGAGGUGAACUACUCUGGGUUCCGCAAGAUCCUGAAGAAGUACGACAAGGUUACGUAUAGCGAGCUACUGCCGCGAUACCUGCACGACGUCGUCGAUCACGCCAAGCCUUUCACCCCAGCCGCAAAGGAGCGAAUCCAAGAUGCUCUAGAACGCCUUUACGACCUUUACGCGAAAUGCGUUUCGCAUGGCGAUCGCGCGACUGCAAAGCAGCAGCUGCGCUUACACAAGCGCGAGCACAUCGCAUGGGAGCGCGACACCGUCUGGCGGCAGAUGAUAGGGCGCGCGCGGCGCGGGGAUAGCGACACCGAGCGGGCUCCGGGCGCGGUUCUAGUCAAGGAGCCGCCACCCCCGCUCUUCGCUAUACCAACACCAAUCGGACGAUUACGCAUUACGAAGGGCACGAUCGCGUCGUUUGUGGCGCUGCUCGUCUUCAUCGUGCUGCUCAACACGCAGACGGUAGACGGCGAUGAAGCCAACCGCUGCUUUGCUAUACUGGUAUUUGCGACGAUCCUCUGGGCGACUGAGGCCAUACCUUUGUUCGUGACGUCGCUUCUGGUGCCUCUGCUCCUUGUCUGCUUGCGCGUCAUACGAAACGAGGAAGGAGAGCGGUUAGAGCCUCCAGCAGCGACCAAAUACGUCUUCUCGAUCAUGUUCUCGCCGACCAUCAUGCUGUUGAUAGGCGGCUUUACCAUCUCGUCUGCCUUGAGCAAGACAAGUAUCGACCGCCUCCUGAUCACGCGCGUCCUGAGCCUGGCGGGAACUCGCCCACGAACCGUUCUAUUAGCGUUUAUGGGCGUCUCGUGCUUCGCGAGUAUGUGGAUUAGUAACGUUGCGGCACCGACGCUGUGCUUCACUCUCAUUCGCCCCAUCUUACGGACGCUUCCUCCGAAGGCGCCGUUCGGCCCAUGCCUUAUUCUCGCGAUUGCGCUGGCGGCGAAUAUCGGCGGACAGAGUUCGCCCAUAUCAUCCCCGCAGAACCUCAUCGCUCUGCAAGCGAUGGAGCCGCCCCUCGAUUGGGGCAGCUGGUUCGCGGUCGCGCUCCCAGUGUCGGCCAUCUCGAUCAUCGUGAUCUGGCUCUUCCUUCUCGUGUCGUACAAGCCGGCGCGCUCGCCCGACGGCGAAUGCGACCUCGAGAUCAAGACCAUUCGGCCGACGAAGGAGCGCUUCACGGGGAAGCAGUACUGGGUGUCCUUCGUGUGCUUGGGCACGAUUGCGCUCUGGUGCGUUGAGCAUUCGAUUGAGCAGUACGUCGGGGAUAUGGGCGUCAUCGCUAUCAUUCCCGUCGUGGCGUUCUUCGGCACGGGCGUUUUGAAGAAGGACGACUUCGAGCAGUUCGCCUGGACCAUCGUCUUCCUCGCCAUGGGUGGCAUCGCACUCGGCAAAGGCGUGACCACUAGCGGCCUUUUGGAGGUGAUGGAUGGGCUUAUCCGAGACAUGGUCGAGGGCCUCUCGCUCUACAAUGUCGUCCUUAUCCUCUCCCCCGUCGUCUUGGUGAUUUCGACGUUUAUCAGCCACACGAUUGCGAGUGUCUUGCUCGUCCCCAUCGCGAAGGAGGUCGGCUCGAACCUGCCAGGGAACCAUCAGAACCUGCUCAUCUUCAUCACGGGCUUGAUCUGCUCGACGGGCAUGGGGAUGCCCGUCUCGGGCUUCCCAAAUCAGACGGCUGCAACUCAAGAAGACGAGAUGGGCGACCUGUAUCUGAGCAACAUCGACUUCCUGAAGAACGGCGUCCCGGCGAGUAUCAUCGCGACUCUGGUGGUCUCGACGAUUGGUUUCCUGUUGAUGAAGGCGAUUGGAAUGUAAGCGGCCGGUUCAAGUAUCUACUGGAGUAUAUACACGGAAUCAUAGACGUAUACCUAAUGGAGGACGACUGCGCUCUUUUUUCCACUCUCGACGUUGCGCGUACCAGCUUGAGGAUAUAUCAACAGCCUGGCGCUGUACACACGGCCCGCUAUCAGGAAC
This is a messenger RNA of Schizophyllum commune H4-8, 2848 nucleotides long. Its product is annotated as Sodium/sulfate symporter. Lineage: Eukaryota; Fungi; Basidiomycota; Agaricomycetes; Agaricales; Schizophyllaceae. Gene Ontology annotation, cellular component: membrane. Gene Ontology annotation, molecular function: phosphate transmembrane transporter activity. The transcript is spliced from 15 exons. Gene Ontology annotation, biological process: monoatomic anion transmembrane transport; phosphate ion transport; polyphosphate metabolic process. Bases 104 to 2689 code for a protein of 861 amino acids. The record is from RefSeq and is a predicted model, not a curated record.